Messenger RNA from Manis javanica (Malayan pangolin), 2134 nucleotides. It is a transcript of the gene ACCS, whose product is annotated as 1-aminocyclopropane-1-carboxylate synthase homolog (inactive). The record is from RefSeq and is a predicted model, not a curated record. Gene Ontology annotation, molecular function: transaminase activity; pyridoxal phosphate binding. Lineage: Eukaryota; Metazoa; Chordata; Mammalia; Pholidota; Manidae. Gene Ontology annotation, biological process: biosynthetic process; amino acid metabolic process.
GGGCGCCUUCCGCUUCUUCCGCUUCUCUCGCUGCUCCUCGGGCUGGCCGGCCAGUGGUGGGGGUCGGCGCAUGGGGAGGGUCGGGGGAACCCCGGGGCGACAGCGUGUGCGCCCUCUAACGCGCAGGCCACACCGAGGCGGCGAACUGUGCCCGGGAGGCCGGGACCGGCGCGGACCGCCCCGCGGGCUUCGAGUCCGGGUGCCGGGACAGGGUUCACGGCCGUCCACCCCCAGGCACAGCCUCACAGAGGAAAGGCCACAACGCACGGCCACCACGCGUCUCCUCCAACUCGGCCAAAUGUUCCCUCUCCCUCAGAAGGAACCCAAGGCACCUACUAUCUGUCUGGGCCCAGCCUCCACACAGAACCUGGACAGUAACCAUGGUGAUGGUCUGGAAAGGGAAUGCUCCAGAAGACCAGCCCAGAAGCGGCCAGAGGUCUAUGGAGUGGGUGAUCCCCUUGCCAUGUUCUCCUCUGACAGCUCCCACCUGUCCUCUAGAGGAAGAAUCAUCAAAUCGUUCUGGGACUCAGCUGAGGAGGGCUACAGGACCUGCCACAAGGAUGAGUACGAUGAGGAUAAGAACCCCAGUCGGGUCACUACAUCCAGCCCACACUCAAGAAGAAGGGAUUCCACAGGGUGUGAAUAUCAGGAGCUGGGGAUCACUGGGAGACCUGAGAAGCUGCCCAUCACAGGCAUCAUUAACUUGGGCACUGGUGAAAACAAGCUCUGCUUUGACCUUCUGUCCAAGCGGCUGAGUCAGAGCGACAUGCUGCAUGUGGAGCCUUCCCUGCUACAGUACCCUGACUGGAGGGGACAUCUGUUCCUCCGGGAGGAAGUGGCCAGAUUCCUCUCUUUCUACUGCAAAAGCCCUGCACCCCUUAAACCAGAGAAUGUGGUGAUUCUGAAUGGCUGUGCGUCUCUCUUCUCUGCUCUGGCUACGGUGCUGUGUGAGGUGGAGGAGGCUUUCCUGAUCCCUGCCCCUUACUAUGGAGCCAUCACACAGCACGUCUAUCUCUACGGCAAUGUCCGACUGGUCUAUGUCUAUUUGGACAGUGAGGUUACUGGGCUGCACACACGCCCCUUCCAGCUCACAGUGGAGAAACUGGAGAUGGCCAUGCAAGGAGCCAAUUCUGAGGGUGUGAAGGUCAGAGGCCUCAUCCUCAUCAACCCCCAGAACCCACUGGGUGACAUCUACUCCCCAGGAGAGCUGCUGGACUACCUGGAAUUUGCCAAGAGGUAUGAGCUGCAUGUGAUGGUGGAUGAGAUCUACAUGCUGUCCGUGUUUGAGGAGUCGGCCAGGUAUCACAGUGUCCUAAGCCUGGAGAGGCUGCCUGACCCCCAGAGGACCCAUGUGAUGUGGGCCACGAGCAAGGACUUCGGGAUGUCCGGGCUCCGCUUCGGCACGCUGUACUCAGAAAACCAGGAUGUGGCCACUGCAGUGGCUUCCCUCUGCCGCUAUCACAGUCUCAGUGGCUUGGUCCAGUACCAGAUGGCACAGCUGCUCCGGGACCGUGACUGGAUCAACCAGGUGUACCUGCCGGAGAACCAUGCCCGUCUCAAGGCUGCCCAUGCCUAUGUCUCAGGGGAGCUCAAGGCCCUGGGGAUCCCCUUCCUGAGCCGGGGGGCAGGCUUAUUCAUCUGGGUGGACUUGAGGAAGUACCUGCCUGAGGCCACCUUUGAGGAGGAGAUGCUGCUCUGGCACUGCUUUUUGGACAAUAAGGUGAUGCUAUCUUCUGGCAAGACCUUUGGGUGUAAAGAGCCUGGCUGGUUCCGCUUGGUCUUCUCAGACAAGGCCCCCCGGCUUAGUGUGGGGAUGCAGAGGGUCCGGCAGGUUCUUGAGGGCAAAUCCCAGGUGGCAGAAGACCCGCCUUCCUGUCAGAUCCAGGAGCCACGGGCCAGUACAGGUGAGCUGGUGGUUGUAUCAUGAGAGGUCCUGGCAACCACUGCUGACCGGGCCCUUUUGAGGCUGCAAAGACUGACAGAGAAGCCGUUGGCCAGGAGGCCAUCCGGUUUGGCCUUGGCUCCUGAAGAAGAACUGUUCCCUGCCUCUCAAUGGCAGCGACAAGCUCCUUAAGCUGAGGUUUGACCACAUCCAUCCCCCUUCCUCUCUAUUAAAUAAAACUGGAAGAAAUGA